CAGCAUUACGGGUCUCUCUAGUCUCACCACGCAGCUUCCAACGCCAUCGAACGUCGCCAGCUCCAGCACGCCAUGACGCUCAAGGAGAUCGCGCUGCUGGUGGCGGUGCUGGCCGUGAGCGUGGCCGAGCCUCCCAGCUCGUCGUACGGGGCGCCCUCCAGGGGCUCCAGGCCCAGCUCCAGCUACGGCGCGCCCCGGCAACCGUCCUCCUCCUACGGCGCCCCGUCCGGCGGUUUCGGCGGCGGCCAGGGUGGUAGUUUCGGCGGGUUCGGCGGCGGCCAGGGAGGCGGAGGCUUUGGCGGGUUCGGCGGCAGCGCACCUUCGUCCAGCUACGGUGCCCCGUCGUCCAGCUAUGGCGCCCCGUCGUCUAGCUACGGUGCCCCGUCGUCCGGCGGCCAAGGAUCCCCGUCAUCUAGCUACGGUGCGCCCUCAUCUAGCUACGGUGCCCCGUCAUCAAGCUAUGGCGCCCCAUCGUCGAGCUACGGCGCCCCGUCGUCGGGAGGUCACGGAGGAGCCCCGUCCUCCAGCUACGGUGCCCCGUCGUCCAGCUACGGCGCCCCCAACGGCGGACGCCCCUCGUCCUCGUACGGAGCGCCGUCGGCCCGCAAGACGAAGCCCUCGUCGAGCUACGGAGCCCCGAGAAGGUCGCUGUCCACGUCUUACGGUGCACCAGGCGGAGCAGGCGGGUACUCCGGCAGCGGCGGGUACUCCGGAAACGGAGGACACUCGGGCGGCGCCGGCGGAUACGGCGGCGGUCACAACGGCGACGACGACGAGUCUAACGAGCCCGCGCGGUACGAGUUCUCCUACGAGGUGGACGCCCCCGACUACGGCACCCAGUUCGGACACCGCGAGAGCCGCGACGGCGACCUCACGCAGGGCUCCUACCACGUGGUGCUGCCCGACGGCCGCCUGCAGACCGUCGAGUACGUGGCGGACGCCGGCGGCUACCGGCCCACCGUGUCCUACCAGGGCGGCGACGCCAACGGGGGCAACGGGGGUUCUGGCGGCAGUGGCGGCUACCAGGGCGGCUCCGGCGGCUACCAGGGCGGCAACGGCGGCUACCAGGGCGGCAACGGCGGCUACCAGGGCGGCUCCGGCGGCUACCAGGGCGGCAACGGUGGCCACCAUGGGCAGAAACAAGGCGGUCCCUACUGAACGACCCUCCGGCGAGUCCCCACUGCCCCCAUUUUGUGAUUAAUGAUAAUUUAUGAAAGUAACGUUACUUUUGUUGAUUAUUAACCCCAUGCCGAAGAUUUUGCUCUUUGGCAUCGCUACGUCAUUUGUACAUAAAUAUUGAGUGUGUUGAUUGUGUAACUAGA
Molecule: messenger RNA, 1322 nt
Organism: Thrips palmi
Lineage: Eukaryota; Metazoa; Arthropoda; Insecta; Thysanoptera; Thripidae
Product: pro-resilin-like
Exons: 5
Coding region: 73-1158 (361 amino acids)
Cellular component (GO): extracellular matrix
Source: RefSeq, a predicted model, not a curated record